Molecule: messenger RNA, 673 nt
Organism: Heterobasidion irregulare TC 32-1
Lineage: Eukaryota; Fungi; Basidiomycota; Agaricomycetes; Russulales; Bondarzewiaceae
Exons: 1
Coding region: 39-458 (139 amino acids)
Source: RefSeq, a predicted model, not a curated record
CGCAGCGACGAUGCGUAAGUUGAAGGGCGUGAGCUCACAUGGUGCCGGUGCAGCUGAAGCGCCUGGUCCUAUGGGAAUGCGCGCGGUGCGGAAGAUGUGAGCCGCGGGAGACACAGAUGGAAGGGGCGGAGACUUCUGCUAGACUGCUUUCCGAAUGCCUAUUUUCGCCCCGUUCGCUGGUACAAAAGCUGUUUGUGUCUCAUUUCAUUUCGUUUUUCCGCUUCCCGCCUCGCCUACUUCGUCCAGCCGCUUCGCAUCUCGCUGCUCCAUCCUCGUCGUUUUCAUUCUCCGCAUCUACCAAGUCUACGUCCAUCUUGAUGUUUUCCUGUCGUCCCUACUCCAUGUCCCUCGCUCCGGGUUCCUUCCGCCCAUAUACUCCAGAAUCCCCUCCACAGUCCGCACGUCUGUGCACCACAGCUCAGGAUCUAGGCUCACGCAUACCGAUUCGCCCGUUCUAACGCACCGUGCGCACCUCUCGCACUAGGCACGGAUAGAGCACACCGCAGGCCUGCAUACCCACCGUCCCAUCUCACGCCAAGCAAUCAGCCAACCAUAUACACCGUAACACAUAUCUCUUACAUACGUAUAUCUGGCUUGUACGUUUCUCAUGUCGCAUGUCCCUGUCAUGACCGUUCCGCAUAUUUCUAUAUAUAUGUGUUUCUUUCUUCCUGAC